Messenger RNA from Caenorhabditis sp. 36 PRJEB53466, 483 nucleotides. Lineage: Eukaryota; Metazoa; Nematoda; Chromadorea; Rhabditida; Rhabditidae. The record is from the annotation of a GenBank genome assembly.
AUGCCAGCCAAGAUUCUUCUGAUUUUCCUCAUCUUUUAUGGAGUGUUGAAAGUGUUUACAACCGCUGAAGUGACAAACGAGCCUGUGGAAGAAUACAUUGAGACCGUUCCAAUGUAUCCGUUCGACAUCCAAUAUAAAAGAACGACUACUUCGAAAUUUGCCGCUGCCCGGAAGUGUGGUCUGCAAGUAAUCGAGCGAAUGAAAACGCUUUGCGGUGGAAUGUGUGCUCCUGGAUCGGGUUUGUGUUGAAGCCGAAAAGCAACAGUUCAGCUUUGGUUUUUUCCAGAUUUUCUCGUGAAAAAGUGUCAGUUAGAGAUAAGCGACGGAGAAAUCAUCGGUUCAUGCUGCCCUAAACUUGUUUCGACGUCUUCUCAUCCUCUCUCUACUACCCUCCAUCCCAUGUUCACAAGACCGCUUUUGUUUCCGGAACUGCAGAAGUCAUCGGUUGAUUCAACUACUACAGCAACUCUGGAAGUCUGGUGA